CUCUCUCUCUCUCUCUCUCUCUAAAGGAAGCGCGACUCCUUAUCGCGUCACUGCGUGUUUGGGCGCUCGGCAGGAAACGGCUUUUCCUCCCGGAUAGUUGCAGCGAGAGAGCCUGAAGCGCCGUUUUUCUUUUUCUCCUUACUCAAUGCUCCUCUCCGUCCAGAAGCCGCAGAAGCCGGCCAGAAGGAAGAAUGCCUCCUUCCACGGAGAGCCUCUCGGUCGCGCCUCGUGCGCUCUUGCUCGCAGUUUUGCUGGCAUCGCGCUGCGUCUGCGCGCUCCAUGUCCAGCAGACGUUCGCGUCCCCGAGCGAGACCAAUAACUUUGUAGUGGACGCGGUGUCACGCCGGGUGUACCUGGCCGCAGUGAACGCGAUCUAUCAGCUCAAUGGCACGCUGGCAGCCGAGGUGUCAAACAGCACAGGACCGGUGCGGGAUAACGUGCUGUGCCAUGCGCCGCAGCUUCCCCAGGCGCCGUGCGAACACACCAAGUCCCUCACGGACAACCACAACAAACUGCUGGCGCUGGACCGCGAGCAAGGCGUGCUGGUGGCGUGCGGCUCGGUGUACCAGGGCUUCUGCGAGCUGCGCAGGAUGGACAACGUGUCUCAGAUCGCCGUGGAGUUCCCGAAGCCCAACGCCACCGUGUUCCCCAGCAUGCUCAACAUCGUGGCGAACCACCCGAACGCAAGUACCGUGGGACUCGUGUUCCGAAGCCAGGGCGGCACCCCACGCCUGCUCGUGGCCGCCACUUACACGGGCCUGGGCACUGAAUACUUCCCCAAGAACCACAGCAAAGAGGACCUGCGCUUCGAGAACACGCCCGAGAUCGCGAUCCGCUCGCUGAACACCAAGGACCUGGCGCGCCUCUUCACCUACGACAUCAACCCGUCCGAGGACAACGUGUUCAAAAUCAAGCAGGAGGUCAAGCCCAAGCACAAGCUCAGCUUCGUGCGCGUCUUCGCGCAAAAGAGCUACUCGUACAUCGCCAUGAACAACGACGCCAACAGCGGCUUCAAGGAGAGCCAGCCCAACAGCAUCCUGGCGCGCAUCUGCCUGGACACGGACACGCCGCGCCGCCAAGCCUCCGAGGGCCGCAAACUCACCGAGUCUUACAUCCAGAUGGGGCUCCAGUGCGGAGCCAGCGGCAACAUCUACAACCGACUCGUGUCGAUUUUUCCCGCAGACAUCGACGUCCAGGGUCACCCUGCCGCCGAGCCUUACCUGUUCGGUGUGUUCGCCAAGUCGAACCGGAAGUCGGCGCUGUGCGCGUUCCGGGUCGCGGAGAUUGAGGAGACUAUCCGGCAGGGACGCAGGAACUGUUCCAAUGGACCUAAUGGAGACGUCCAGGUGCUGGACAGCGUGAUUCAGGGCUCGGGGGCAGAAUGUGAGGCCAAGGGCAACAUAGUGCUUCAACAGGAGCAGCUGAAUUGCGGCGCGGCCCACCUGCAGCAUCCGCUGGCCCUGAGGAAGCCGAUCAGAGCCGAGCCGUUGUACGAGGCGUCCGGGAUCAGCUCGGUCGCCGUGGACAACAUUCACAACUACACGGUGGUCUUCCUGGGCACCAGCAAUGGCCGGCUACGCAAGCUGUCCCUACUGCGCAACCUUUCAGUGGCCAAUCAGUGGUCGCUGCGACUUCCCGCUGGAGAACCGGUGCAUCACGUUAUGACCUUUGACCCGAAUGACAGGAACUACUUGUACCUCAUGACGAGCCACCAUCUCUUGAGGGUGCGAGUGUCCGGAUGCGGCCAGUACACGUCGUGCAGUGACUGUCUCAGUGCCAGCGAUGCUUACUGCGGCUGGUGCACACUCGAAAGCAGGUGCUCGGUUCAGCAGGAGUGCUCCAGUGGUGUGGCGCAUUCGUGGAUCAGUAUGGGCGAAGGACCUCAACAGUGUCCUUCCAUGACCUUUACUCCAGCCGAGUUUAGCCUGACAGCCGACAUUACGCAUGUGGGGAUCUUGGUCAACGGAAGCGUGCCUGACUUGGAUGGCCUUGGCCUUGAAUGUGAUUACGGGGUUGGCAUGGCGACGGUCGCCACGGUGCACCUGGACGACGGCCCAGCCAAAAUCCAGACUUGCCCACUUCCCCCUGCCAAAAACUUUCCCAAGAUUCCUUCAGGCAGCGACCACAUUUCCGUUCCUGUGGCGAUCAAGGUGAAAGGCACGUCUGUGGUCUCGGGAAGUUUCGUCAUCUACGACUGCGAGAGGACGGCGGAAAUUAACCCGAGGACUGCGUGUACAAGCUGCCUGAGCACAAAGUGGCGAUGUUACUGGGAUCACCAGCUCAACACGUGCGUUUCUGAUAAAGAUAAAGUCCAAGGAUUGGUAUUUGAGAAUGCGGAAGACUGUCCCAGGAUCAUGACUGAGGAAUUCCCCCCAUGGCCCACAGGGAUCACUCAAGAUAUCACACUUCGCCUAAGUAAUGUGGAGCAGGACACUGAGCUGAACUGUGACUUUGGGAAUGGGAAGUUAUAUGAGGCACACUGGCUGAACAGAUCAGCUGUGAAGUGCAGAGGAGUGAUACUGAGCACCACGAAAAGGAGCGAGAUUUUCCGCCUCGACCUGCGUCGGAGAGGACUAGAUAAAUACAUAGACAGUCCUGAGUCAGUUACAGUGGAGGUAUACAGCUGCAGUGGGGGGGACAGCGACUGCUCUCAGUGUUGGGGGAGAGAACAGCAGGGUCACCUGUGCGCCUGGUGUGAUAACAGCUGUCGUCCUAGAGACCAGUGCCAGCCAAUCAGAGGCCAGUGUCCUGACCCCACCAUCCACAAGAUUACUCCUCUGAGUGGUCCAUUGAGUGGGGGAACUCUGCUCACAGUGCAGGGGAGGAACCUGGGACGCAGGGCAGAAGAGGUAGAGGUCUAUAUUGGGGAUGUGCCCUGCCAACUGCUGCCACAUCACUACACUGUCUCAGUCGAGUUGGUGUGUAUGACAGGAGCCUCAUCAAACGAAGUGAAAAACAAGGUGGAAGUCAAAGUGAGUGAAAAUGCGAUGGGUUAUUCGAGGGAAGCUUUCUCUUAUGUGGAACCCAGGUUAGGUGAUUUGAACCCCUUACAUGGCCCGAUCGCCGGGGGAACCCGACUCACCAUCCGAGGUGCAUCACUCGAGGCUGGAUCUACUGUUAAAGUAAAGGUUAACUCCACUCAGGACUGUGAAAUCGACAGGCUGUCCGAUGACAUCAUCGAGUGUGUGAUGCCGCCAGCUGUGUCCGACCUUGCAGAGAACGUAUCGGUGUGUGUGGAGUAUGACGAGAGGCCGUGUGAGAGACAUCUUAGCAGUGUGUUCUACUAUGAAAAGAACCCCGUCAUCAAUAUUGUAAAACCGAAUAAGAGCUACCUAAGUGGUGGACGUACCAUCUCUGUGAUUGGUCAAAGUUUUGAUCUGGUCCAGACAGCUAAAAUGCAUUUGGAGGGAAUCGGCCAAUCAGUUUGCACCACUGCAUCGCCCAAUCUCAUAUUAUGCCACUCUCCGGCAGCCAGCCAAUCGCAGCAGGCCAUGGCUCAGUUCUACCUGAACGGGAUUUUGUACAGACGGAAUGGCCACGCCUCCUCUGAGCUGGACUUGGAUGAGGAGGAGGAGUCUAAUGCAGGUCACUUCCUGUUCGAGUAUGUGGAAGACCCUCAGUUUUACACCGCCAACAAAGAGAAACUUAUCAAGCAUCAUCCUGGGGAACCUCUCACACUCAUCAUCAAUAAAGGGCCGAGCGAGUUGGACCUGACUCAAGACGAGUACUUGGUCAUGAUUGGCUCUGAGCGCUGUGACAUCAGCUUCGACAACAAACAGAUGUUCCACUGCACCAUCAACAGAACGCUGAGCUCCAGGAGCGGAGAGCUGCCUGUCACUGUGCGUGCCGGUAAUUUCCACAAAGUGAUUGCUGUGGUUCAGAUGGGCGGCAGUGAACUAGCUAUCGUUGUCACUGUUGUGGUGUGUUGUGUGCUUCUGCUGCUGUGUACAGUGGCACUGGUGGUGUAUUGUACCAAGAGCCGAAGGGCAGAGAGAUACUGGCAGAAGACCCUCUUACAGAUGGAGGAAAUGGAGUCACAGAUCAGAGAGGAGAUACGCAAAGGAUUUGCCGAACUCCAGACGGAUAUGACUGACCUGACCAAAGAGCUAAACCGCAGCCAAGGCAUUCCCUUCCUUGAGUACAAGCAGUUCGUUACUCGCACCUUCUUCCCUAAGAUGUGUUCAGACUAUGAGAGGAGUCUGGUUCAGCCGGUGUAUGAAAAUGAUGCUCUGGGACCAAGAGCCUUACCUGAAACCCACCCUCUGCUGCAGGAUUGGCAGCCCUCCAGCACCACCAGGCCCAAUGUAGAGGAGGGAAUCACCAUGUUCUCCACGCUCCUCAAUAACAAGCACUUCCUCAUCACCUUCGUUCAUGCGCUGGAACAGCAGAAGGACUUUGCUGUCCGAGACAGAUGUAAUCUGGCUUCACUGCUCACUAUCGCCCUCCAUGGCAAACUGGAAUACUACACCAGCAUCAUGAAGGAGCUGCUGGUGGAUUUGAUCGACGCGUCCGCCUCCAAGAACCCCAAGCUGAUGCUGCGGCGCACGGAGUCCGUGGUGGAGAAGAUGCUCACUAACUGGAUGUCCAUCUGCAUGUACAGCUACCUCAAAGAGACGGUUGGCGAGCCAUUCUUCCUGCUACUGUGCGCGAUCAAACAGCAGAUAAACAAAGGCUCGAUAGACGCUAUCACGGGGAAGGCGAGAUACACGCUGAACGAAGAGUGGCUCCUGAGAGAGAACAUCGAGGCUAAACCACUGAACAUUAACGUGUCGUUCCAAGGCUUCGGGAUGGACUCAGUGAGUGUGCGUGUGAUGAACACAGACACCAUCUGUCAGGUGAAGGAGAAGAUUUUAGAAGCUUUCUAUAAGAAUCUGCCCUACUCCCAGUGGCCUCGAGAGGAGGAUGUCGAAUUAGAAUGGUUUCCCGGUGGAGGCUGCAGUAGCCGGAUACUUCAGGAUCUGGAUAACACCUCUAUAAUGGAGGACGGCAGGAAGAAGCUCAACACUGUGUUUCAUUACCAGAUCCCUGAUGGGGCAUCGCUGGCCAUGAGUAUGAAAGACAAGAGAGAGAACACACUGGGCAGAGCUAAAGACUUGGACACCGAGAAGUACGUACAUUUGGUCCCACCCCACGAUGAGCUCACAGAGACUAAGAAGUCUCAUAGGCAAAGUCACAGGAAGAAGGUGUUGCCUGAGAUUUAUCUGACCCGCCUACUCUCCACUAAGGGAACACUUCAGAAGUUCCUGGAUGACCUCUUCCAGGCCGUCCUCAGCAUCCCGCCUGAGAAGCCACCACUAGCCGUGAAGUACUUCUUCGAUUUCCUAGAAGAGCAGGCUGACAAACGGGGAAUCACGGAUCCAGACACGCUGCACAUCUGGAAGACAAACAGUUUGCCUCUGCGUUUCUGGGUGAACAUCCUGAAGAAUCCACAGUUUGUGUUUGACAUCGAUAAGACGGAUCACAUGGACGCGUGUCUGUCCGUCAUAGCUCAGGCUUUUAUCGACGCAUGCUCCAUCUCUGACCUACAGCUGGGGAAGGACUCGCCCACCAAUAAACUGCUGUAUGCUAAAGAGAUCCCGGAGUACAAGAAGAGGGUUCAGUCCUAUUACAAGCAGAUCCAAGAGAUGGCGCCGCUCAGUGAGCAGGAGAUGAACGCGCACUUAGCCGAGGAGUCACGCAAAUACCGGAACGAAUUCAACACCCACCUGGCCCUGACCGAGAUCUACAAAUAUGCCAAGAGAUACCGCACUCAGGUGGUGAACGCUUUGGACUCAAACCCGACUGCUAGACGCACUCAACUGCAGCACAAGUUUGAGCAGGUCAUCGCCCUUGUGGAGGAUAACAUUUACGAGUGCAGCAGCGAAGCCUGAACUCCAGCCAAUCCAAAUGCAUCCUCCACAGGGCCUGAGCCAAUGAAAACACUGCCUCUACAUGGCUACAAUACAUUCCGGUGAUCAAACCUAAACCAAGGGGUGAUCCAAAAAAAAAAAAAAAAAGGACGGACACUUAAAAACUGAAAAUUGAAUCAAAACAAAAACGUUUUGCUGCCAAUUCCAUGUUGGUCACUCUUCUUUCUAUGGCUGGCUUGUGAGGUUUUUUUUUUUGUUUUUUUUUUUAAUUGAUAUGCAAUCCAAAAACACAUUAUGCCUGUUAACAAGACGGGGACUGAUGGGAUUUCACUUGACGUCGUGUUGGGAGGCUGUUUAAAUGUGGACUUAUGGAACCAGGAGUUCCUGUGGUUACUUCACGCACUGACCCCACUCUGGGGAAGAGCCAAUGAUGCACUGGACUGUAUAGUAAAAAUUUCCAUAGCAAUAUUUAUAGCUUUGUGUAUGAUUUUUAUAGCGUAAUAAUUUCAAUGUGAGAGGAAGCCAAUAUGGGGAACGUCCUCCUAACUGGCGCUGAGCAAAGGUUACAGUUACUUCAAGCUGUCGUGAUCAAAUCUGGUGUGUUUUACAUUUAUUUCCCUGUGCCUAGUCUUUGAGAACUGAGUCAGAAUGAAAACAUCAGAUUCGGUGGCUUGUAUAACGUAACCUUGGCAGUGAAAGUUUUUAACUACACAUCAAUCUGCGUCCAUGUGAUUUACAGGUCAUGGCCAUGAGGACGAAGCUGCAGACUGUUUUAAAGGUUUUAGAAAGUUGAAUGAGAGGUUUAGAUUGAAUCUGAACCAAAAAAUAACUAUUAUGGUUACUUGCAUUGGAUAGUCUGCCUGAUACAGUCAUUUCAGUGCUGCUUUCAUGGAAAAAGAGGGAAAUUUUAUCAAAUAAACCUAUGACCUUGA
This is a messenger RNA of Pangasianodon hypophthalmus (striped catfish), 6781 nucleotides long. RefSeq names its product plexin D1 (gene plxnd1). Gene Ontology annotation, molecular function: semaphorin receptor activity; protein binding. Lineage: Eukaryota; Metazoa; Chordata; Actinopteri; Siluriformes; Pangasiidae. Bases 192 to 5870 code for a protein of 1892 amino acids. The record is from RefSeq and is a predicted model, not a curated record. The transcript is spliced from 36 exons. Gene Ontology annotation, biological process: regulation of cell migration; regulation of cell shape; endothelial cell migration. Gene Ontology annotation, cellular component: semaphorin receptor complex.